This is a messenger RNA of Sorghum bicolor (sorghum), 2301 nucleotides long. RefSeq names its product protein ROOT PRIMORDIUM DEFECTIVE 1. Lineage: Eukaryota; Viridiplantae; Streptophyta; Magnoliopsida; Poales; Poaceae. The record is from RefSeq and is a predicted model, not a curated record. Gene Ontology annotation, molecular function: RNA binding. Bases 56 to 1219 code for a protein of 387 amino acids. The transcript has a single exon.
CUUCCAGCCGCGCCGGUCCCGGCCGGAGCCGGACGCGCCGACGCGGGGCGUCCCCAUGCCGUUGUCGCUACGGGUGGCGGCGGCGCGGCUGCUGCUGGCGCGGGGCAAGACCACCUCGGCGCAGCACGUGGCGGCGCGGCACCUGGACCACACCUUCGAGCGGCUCGCGACGGCGCACCUGCCCCUCGUCGCGGCGUCGCCGCUGAUCGACGCGCUGCGGGCCUGCCCCGAGCCGCUCGCGCUGCCGGACCUCGCGCGCCGCCUCCCGCUCCGCCUCCACCGCCGCGGCCCGCUCCACUUCCUCCGCCUCUUCCCGCGCGUGUUCCACCUCCGCGCCCCGCUCCCGCUCUCGCUGUCCCUGACCCCCGCCGCCGCGGGCCUCCUCGCAGUCGCCAGCUCCCCCGCCGACGCGGCGCGGACGCUCCACCGCCUCCUCGCCAUGUCGGUCAGCCGCUCCUUGCCCCUCCGCGCUGUCUUCCGCGUCUGGCGCGAGCUCGCCCUCCCCGACGACUUCGAGGACUCCGUCGUCGAGGGGCACCCGCACCUCUUCCGCCUUGCCCCCAAUCCCGACGAGCCCAACACCCACAUUCUCCACCUCGUCGCCGAUCCGGCGACUGAGGAAUUCACCCCGGCGGUGGAGAAGACCCGGCCGGACAGGUACGCCUUCAAGCUGCAGUUUCCGCCGGGGUUCAGGCUGACCAAGGAGUAUCGGAAAAAGGUGAAGGAGUGGCAGCUGCUGCCUUACACCGGCCCGUAUCAGGUCGUCAGUCCGAGGGGUGGAGGGAGCAAGAGGGUGUCGAAGUUGGCAAGGAGGAAGAUGGAGAAGAGGGCGGUAGGGAUUGCCCACGAGUUCCUCAGCCUGACCGUGGAGAAGAUGGUGGAGGUGGAGAAGUUCAGUCAGUUCAGGAAGUGGUUUGGGAUCGAGGUCAAUGUCCGGGACGUGUUCUUGGAUCACCCUGGGAUAUUCUACCUCUCGGCGAAACGAAAGCAGCACACGGUGUUUCUGAGGGAGAUGUAUGAUCGUGGAAAGCUUGUUGAGUCGAAUGAUGUCUCUGAGGCAAGGGUCAAACUCGUCGAGCUCAUGCUCUUGCGUCGACGUGGUCUUGGGAAUGCUAAUUCAAGUGCCAACAUGGCUUCUGGUGCCACUGCUGAUGCCAGAGGGAGUGGUGAUGAUUUUGUUAAGCAUGAGGAUUGCUUGUUGGAUGUAUCGGAGAAGUAACAGUAGAAGGAUGUUGUCAACUUCAUGGGAAAUCAUGUCAGUAAGCCAUUUUCAACGGUGCUUGCGCACUUCUGAUGGAGAAUGGAUUGAUGGUGCCAUGAGCAGGAGGUUUGUGUGCUGGAGAUAACCAAAUGAGAAGGUGCAUGGAUUUUCAGAGUGGUAUGACAUAGUUGAUAGAGGUAGUGCCAUGGACAUAGUUGUGGCAUUUGAUGCUUGGAACACAAAAGUCAUGUUUCAACUGUCAUGGACAUAAUUGUGGCAUAUUGGUAGUUCAAGAUUCAUGAGGGAAGGUUGAACCUCUCAAAGGUUGCUUUAUCCUGACAAAUCAUUCUGCAAAGGUUGCUUUAUUCCAGGUAAUUUGUUAGGAUUCAUGAGUUUGAUCUAGUUCUUCAGUUUGGUCUGGCGGAGGUACUUUUGGUUAUGGCUAUGGGCUGAAGUUCAACCAUCACAUUCCCUGGUUGCGCGGCAUUGCCUGAAUUUUCUUAUUUGAAUAAAACAUUGCCUGAAUUGAAGAGCCAGGCAUUCUUCAGAAAAUUUUGCAACCCUGGUUGUUUCUGCAGCAGUCUUAGUUUCGACAGGGCCAGCAAGAUGUGCAAACACAUGUUGUUCCAGGGCUUCAGCCAUCUACAUUGCCAUUUCAGCUUUGAGUUCCUUAUUUGUGCGAUAUAAGUUUAUCCUUUCGACAGUUAAGCCUACUCUGGUGUGUUAACAUUGAACGCCUAUGAAUCACAAGGUUUCCUGCUGGUUGGCAUCACAAAACUAGUGCCUGAUAUUCAAAUAUUAAGAAGAGAUGAUGGUUGAAUAAUCCUAUAUUAUCGCUAAUUGAGAGAUAGUCGGGCACCUUCUAAUAGGCGAAUAGGAUAGGGGCAGUGUAAGAUAUAAAAGGUGCUGCGGUGUUGCUAGCUGUUUGUCCAUAGAUAACAAUUUUGUGUCCAGCAAAUGUACCAGCCAAUCUCUGUGCUGGAGAUUGGUGGUUACUCUCCUUCGUUGCAGUUGUAUCUUCAUAUACCUUAUUACUUCAGUUGUGUCUUUUCUUCGCUGUAGCCAUUGUUAUAAUAAUUUUAAAAUAUUUUUUUCUUCCA